GACGUUUGAACGGUUCGAAACAUACACGCGACACCCACAUACGCUCUUCCGUUAGCCGCUCACCCGUUAACCGUUACGAUGUUCAGCGGUCUUCUACAACGCCGCCGCUACUAAUCUACCAUAUCAGUUCGAUCGAGAAAGAAUUGAAGCACGCUGCACGUGACUGGAACGGGGCAUGUUAAAGGACGCCAACCAGGAGUUGAUUAAACAUCGCCAAUCGACGAAGCUCUCCAUGACCGACUUCGCUCGUCAGGCGGCGCCUGUACAGCUGCCUAUGCCGCUCGAAUUGCCGCUUCCCAUGUCAGUGCCGCUGCCGCUUUUAGCCAAGACUCCGACCAGCGAUCACGCCCCCAUGCACUCUACGCCCCCGACGACCCCGCUUACGCCACCGCCCCUGCCCUUGAACAUGAGUCAAUCGGCAUCAGCGGUGACAGAAGCGGCUACUCCAUCAGAUCACAGUCUGCCUACCACACCACCCACAGCAGGAGCACCAGCUGCAGCGUCGGAUCACUACAGCCUGCGCUGGAACAACCACCAGAACCACAUCCUGCGGGCAUUCGAUGCACUGCUGCAGACCAAAACGCUGGUGGACGUGACCCUGGUCUGCGCGGAGACUUCGAUCCGUGCUCACAAAAUGGUGCUCUCCGCCUGCUCGCCCUUUUUCCAGCGCGUCUUUGCGGAGACUCCCUGCAAGCACCCCGUAAUCGUGCUCAAGGAUUUCCGGGGCUGGGUAGUGCAGGCCAUCGUAGACUUUAUGUACCGCGGAGAGAUCAGCGUGCCCCAGCAGCGACUCCAGACCCUCAUCCAGGCCGGUGAGUCGCUUCAAGUCCGAGGCUUGGUGGAGAGCUCUGUCCCAGAACACACACCCACACCGGCCGCCUCUCCCGAUGAAUUCGGCAUGUUGGACACAUCUAUGCUGUCCUCCAGCUUUGAGGACGAGUGUCCGACGAUGGUCAGACCCACUGCGGGUGGAAAGCUUAUGAUGCCGUCCGCCCGACUCUUCGGCAACGCUUCAAACGCCAUGGCUGCGCUAGGUCUGCGGCGGAAACGGGAGCAGGAUUGCGACCGCGACAUGGAGAGCGAUCAGGAGCUGGGAGGCAGCUCACCUAUGCCACGACGUAAGCAAGCACGACCGCGGCGCCGCUCCGGCGAUGUGCCGCACGACUUCACCCUGAACAAGACCGAUGCAGAAUCCUUGCAAACUGUGAUCAAGCACGAGCUUCUGGAGCGAGCGGAAAGAGAUCAGGACGAGGCUCAUGAUCGAGAUCACGCCCAAGGUGAAGCUGAAAAAAAUAAUUCGUCGCCAGCAGAAACGAUGGCCGAACAGGCUAAGGAGCAGCAGUCCAUGAAACAAGAAGGACCCGAUCAGCCACGCGGCCACAACGAGAAUCACCACCAGCUCGACCUUGACGAUGAUGACGACGACGAUCAGGAUCACGAAGAGGAAGAGGAGCAAGACAUUGAAGAGCUUAUUCACACGACCAACGAGCUGAGGCGUAAGGCUGCAGCAGCUGCUGCUAAUGCGGCCGCCAUGUCCCCCAACCCUUCUCCCAGCCUCAGUGACGGACCCGAAGACCUCUGCACCACAAAGAAAGCCAAGGAGGGAGUUUCUGGCGCCCCUAGCUCGUCAGACUGUGAGUCCAAUAACAACAACAGCAGCAAGCUGCAGGACAACAACCAGCGCAUAAUGCUGUCUCUGAAGGACAUCCGCCAACUAAACGCUAAUCCGAACCCCACGGCCAUCCACACGCCUACGAGCUGUUCGGGGGGCAACAACGGACUGCUUAGUUUUCCACCGCCGGGUCUUCGGCCACCUGGACUCCCAGACAGCCCGCCCUGCCACAUGGAAGCGCUGGAGGCACAAAUGCACGCAGCUGCGGCUGCUGCCGUGGCGGCUGCUGGAUCUGGGGAGCACCCCUUCCAUAAUAUGGAGCACCAGAUGGAGAUGUCCCUGGCGGCUGCAGCGGCCGCUGCUGCGAUGCAUCAGCGUGAGCCACGGGAUCCCCGUGAUGGGCGCGACCACAACGCAUUUGCGAGCAAUUUGCUGGGGCCAAUGGGGAUGCCCCCGUUCGGAGGACAUAACGGAGGCCAUCCGGGCAACAGUGGUCCAGGAAACGGAUGUCCUGGACAGGCUGCGCACGAAAGACUCGAGGAGAGUAUGAAUCGACUGAGCAAGGAGCUUGGCAAGGAGUUUGGAAAGGACUUUGGGAAGGAGUUCGGAAAGGAGUUUGGCCCGGCAUCGCCGAUGAGUCUGCAAGGUCCCUUCAGUGCGCCGGAUGGACCUCCGCAUCCGCCAUCACCACUGCCCUUUCCUGGCAUGUCCUCUGCGAUGACGCUGACUCCGCCACAUAUGUUUGGCCUCGACUCCCCACUCGGACUCUUUCCGCCCGGAAUCGAUCCUGGCAAGCUGUAUAACCCGCUAAUGGAAAUGAGCGAUCCAAGGGACAUGCCUGGCGGGCCGCCUCCGUUUCUUAAAAAGAAAAUGCCACGACCAAAGGGACAGCACUCAGCCCCUCGCGGCGGACCUCCGCGCUCGUGGACUAACACAGAACUGACGGAGGCACUUCAGCACGUUUGGAACAAAAAGAUGACCACGUCGCAGGCUUCGCGGAUUUUCGGUAUCCCCUACAAUUCCCUACUCAUGUACGUCCGGGGAAAGUACGGAAAGAGCUUAAAGCUGGAGCAGCUGCGUAAGGACUGCAUCAGUGGGCCACCGAUAGAAAUGCUGCAAAUGGGCAUCGGCGGAGGCAGCGGUGGUUCCACUAAGAAUGAGAAGAGCAAGGAGCGCAAGGAGAAGGACAAGGACAAGAACUCCAUGAGCAACAACGGUUCGGGUGGUUCCUCCAAUGCCCAAGGCGGAGGACCGACCUCCGGCAACGGGUCAAUGCAGCAUCCCGGUGAACUGGGACCUAUGGGACAGUUAGACCUGGAUCUGGGACUUCCCCUGGGUCCCCCGGGAGGGCCCCGUAGUAACAGUUCAGAGCCCGAUCUACUGAGUGCCCCAAAUGCCCUGUUCAACCCCUUCAACCCACAGGGUUUCUACCCGGAUUUCUCGGGCGGCUUUCCCGGCCUCCCUCUGAGCAUGUUAAACCUUUUGCCACCGGCAGAGCGCCACCAUGCAGCUGCCGCUAUGCACCAUCUCGGCGUGAGCAUGGAUGAGGACUGCAAGUCUGUGGGGUCGAAGCAGUCCUCCUCCGUGGACGAUGACUACCCAGGUCCUGGAAUGCCGCUCUCGCUGGAGCACCGGCGGGAGAUAAGCGCGACGGGCCCACCACUCACGCCAUCUAACGGCGGGGCCGGGCAAGAUUGAAACUUGUGGCGGGAUUGGGCAGCCGGGGCUGCCAACGCCAAUCCAAUGUACUUCCCUGCUUUCGAGCUGGACCAGGAAAAAAUCCCGACCCCGCCGUCCCUGCCUUCGCGACCCGCCCUUUACCAAAUGGCCUGCCGUGAGCUCAGCUUUAAGCCAGACCGGUUCAUGGCAAGAAGAAAGCUGAAACGCUUCCGGGCCAAGCGCCAACUCCAAGCGCAGAUUGACACUCCAACAGCAGCCGUUCCUGCGCCUUGUCCAGUCAGCAACGCGCUGCCCCCGCUAAGGACUUGAAAGUGAACCCGAAUGCAAUACGUUACUAUUAGCUGAUGAUUUCUUUUAGUUAAGUAGCCCCAAAGGAGUAUG
This is a messenger RNA of Drosophila teissieri, 3673 nucleotides long. RefSeq names its product protein jim lovell (gene lov). Gene Ontology annotation, biological process: regulation of transcription by RNA polymerase II. The transcript has 4 exons. The record is from RefSeq and is a predicted model, not a curated record. NCBI's taxonomy places the organism in Eukaryota, Metazoa, Arthropoda, Insecta, Diptera, Drosophilidae. Bases 176 to 3310 code for a protein of 1044 amino acids. Gene Ontology annotation, molecular function: protein binding; DNA binding. Gene Ontology annotation, cellular component: nucleus.